GUGCGCGUGUGCAGCAGUUAGCUGUCUGUCAGAAAACAACACAGCGGCACGCGCUCCGUCAGAACACAGACAGCAAAGCAGACGGCACAGAGUUAGCUCCUCAGUUAUUUGCUGGUAAAUAUGUUUAUAUAAAAUUCGGCAAAAUGGACUGGUGUACCGGCGAACUAACGUGAGAGAACAUCCUCAAACUGACCGAACCGGGCGUUGAACUUGGAAAGGAGACCGUGGAAAGGAGGAUGGUCUGAAGUCUCGUGUUUACUUUCGCUGUUGACAUUUGUACACAGUGUGUAUGUUUGACAGCUGUGCGUAACAGUAGAUACAUUUGCACCGCACCGCGACUUCUGCAACUUGACAACGGACUUAGUCUGUGCUGAAUAUGAGAGGACAUCAUGACUGCUGUUCGCGGAAAUGUUUCUCAAGCGGCAGGUGCUUCGGAACCUAAAGAUUCGUCUUGCACUAGCGAACUGACCCGCACGUGGCUGCAGUUCGCGAAGACCUUCGUUAUUAUCUUCCCCAUAUAUGUCCUGGGUUAUUUCGAGUUCAGCUUUAGCUGGCUUUUGAUUGCACUUACUAUAUUUUUCUUUUGGAGGAGAAACACGAGUUGUAAGAACACGAGGCUGAACAGAGCCCUCUCCUUGUUUGAGCAAGAGGACACUGUUAAACAGGAGCUGGAGGCAACUGAGUUACCAUCAUGGGUUCAUUAUCCAGAUGUGGAGAGAGUUGAGUGGAUAAAUAAGACAGUGAAACAGAUGUGGCCUUAUGUGUGUCAGUUUGUGGAGAAGCUGUUUAAAAAAACAAUUGAGCCAGCCAUAAAAGAAGCCAAUGCCCACCUCAGCACGUUCAGCUUCAGCAAAAUUGAUCUUGGAGAUAAGCCUCUCAGGAUCAAUGGGGUCAAAAUUUAUACUGAGAAUGUGGACAAACGGCAGAUCAUCAUGGACUUCCAGAUCAGCUAUGUUGGAAAUACUGAAAUCGAUGUGGAUGUGAAAAGGUACUACUGUAGAGCAGGGAUCAAAAGUAUACAGCUACAUGGAGUGCUUCGGGUAAUUCUUGAACCACUUUUGGGGAACAUGCCGCUGGUUGGGGCUCUUUCUCUCUUCUUCCUAAAGAAACCACUAUUAGACAUAAACUGGACUGGCCUCACAAACAUAUUGGACAUUCCAGGGCUAAAUGGCUUCUCAGACCACAUGAUUCAGGAUAUUAUCAGCAGUUACAUGGUGCUGCCCAACAGAAUCACUGUACCACUGAUAGGUGAGGUCGAACUGGCACAACUCCGCUUCCCCAUGCCAAAGGGAGUUCUUAGGAUUCAUUUUCUAGAAGCUCAGAAUCUGGAAGUCAAGGACACGUAUCUGGGUGGGCUGAUCAAAGGCAAGUCUGACCCAUAUGGCAUGCUGCUGGUCUGUAACCAGCUCUUCAGAAGCAAGACCAUCAAAGAAUGUCUGCACCCCAAAUGGAACGAGGUGUAUGAGGCACUAGUAUAUGAACAUUCAGGACAAAAUCUGGAAAUUGAGCUAUUCGAUGAAGACCCAGAUAAAGAUGACUUCUUGGGCAGUCUAAUGAUUGACUUGAGUGAGCUCCAUAAGGAACAGAAGGUUGAUGAGUGGUUUGACUUGGAAGAAGUUACUACUGGCAAGCUUCAUCUGAGAUUAGAAUGGCUGUCAUUGUACCCAAGUUCUGAAAAACUAGAUCAAGUUCUGAAGAACAUAAGGGCUAAUGACAGUCUCUCUUCAGCUCUGCUAGUUGUUUACCUGGACUCUGCCAGUAAUUUGCCGACCAAUCCUCUUGACUUUAACCCUGAUGGCCACAAACCCCCUUAUAAAAGCCUGAAGUCUGGCAAGAACGUGAGCACAGAUCCAAACCCUUUUGUCAAACUGACUGUAGGGCAAACGACUCACACAAGCAAGGUGAGGUAUAAAACAAGUGAGCCGCUGUGGGAGGAGACAUUUUCCUUCCUUAUCAACAACCCCCGCACUCAGGAACUGGAAGUUGAGGUGAGGAAUGGUAAGCGCAAAUGCUCUCUGGGUAGUGUGCGAGUGGCACUUAGUUCUCUCCUGACGGAGGUGGACAUGACGCUGAAUCAGCAGUUCCCCCUGCAGAACUCCGGCCCCAGCAGCACCCUCAAACUUAAGAUUGCUCUCAGGGUCCUCUGUUUGGAGAAGGAGGUCUCGACCAGCCAGCCAUCAUCUGUCCGACACACUAGUCAGAAUAACACUUCUGUCUCCUCGCAACCUCAAACAGCCACUGACACAGUCAUCCAGCCACCACAUAGCCCAUCACCUACCACUCCACCGGACACCCCGCAAUGGAAAAGAGGGUCGGAUGGCUCCCCGGUGCAGUUAGGAGAGGCAGGACGCAGUAUCUCCUGUCUGGGGAUCAGUAGCUCGCACAAGCAUCAGUUUCACAGAGAUUCAAUGCACAGCCUGGCCUCUGACAUUUCACUGCCUUGUGCCACACUCGAACUGCAACAAAGAUUACAGCAGCUACAAAAUGGCUCUGGACUGAGCCAAUAUCCACUUGGUGAAGUCCAGCUCACUAUUCGACACAGCUCACAAAGGAACAAACUCAUUGUAGUGGUUCAUGCCUGUCGAAACCUCAUCGCACUGACCAAAGAUGGCUCAGACCCCUAUAUCCGGCUGUACCUGUUGCCAGACAAGAGCCGGAGUGGCCGCAGAAAAACCAGUACUCUCAAGAAGACGCUCAACCCUAUCUAUGACCAAUCCUUUGAGUUUAGUGUGUCUAUAGUGGAGCUGCACAGGAGGACUCUGGACAUUGCUGUAAAGAACGGAGGAGGACUGCUGUCCAAACACAAAGUGCUGCUGGGCAAGGCACUUGUGGAUUUGGCAAGUGAAGACAUUUCUAAAGGAUGGACUCGAUGGUAUAAUCUGACUGAGGAUGGAUCAAAGAAACUAAUUCCGAUGUAGCGAUCCAUACAAGAAAGCAGGAUAGAGUAUGAGGAUGGAACAGUGAAUAACUGGGGCAUGUCAGAGCCAAGGCCCACACAGGAUAAUCUAUAGCACAGAGGAAGCAUUGCUUUGCAGGAGAGCAGUGUUUGGCUAACUAAACCAGGCUACUUCUACUGGGAUUUACAUUGGCCCACAAAGUGACUCUCUCAUUCACAGCAAAGCCUAAAAGUGUCACCUAAGUGGCGCUGAUUAUUCUCAUUUACUCAUAGGAAUAAAUCAAGAGAAUUUGUUUUGUUUAUCCGUUUAUUCUCUCUCUCUCUUAUUUGUGUUUGCUGCACAUUGAACAUAUUGUUUCACUUUUCUCUCUCAAUGAUUCUUAAAUGCUACAGAUUACAGAUGAUUUGGGUUCCUUUCUGUGAACAUGAAUAAAUGAAUACAUAAUAUUAUUUUGAUAAUAUUUUUAGUUUUAGAAUGUUUGGGUUUUGUACUACUUGUAAAAUGUUGUCAAAUUGGGAAAAAUAUAUAUUUUUCGUUCUGUUGUCGGAAGUGAUGUAAUAGACUUGAAUCAUAUUAUAAUACAUGGCCGGAGAGGUGGUUUAGGGUCACAUAGGGUCACAUGUGGGUCGCAAAUGAAACAGACAUGUAUGUAUGUAUGUAUGUAUGUAUAUAUGAAAAACAAUUCUCCUGAUAUUUUAUGUUGCUGUGAUUUUAACUUCUAAGUUGGUGUACUUUGGUUAUCUACCACUUACAGUCAUUUAAUUCUAAGUUAAACUUUAUUUUAAAAAUAUUUCACUGUUUCCUGUGGCACAGAACACAGAAAUAAAAAAGUCUGUAUAGAAACAGUUUAAUAUCUAUUUUGUUUGCAAGAGUUACAUUAGAUUGUAAUUAUAGAGUAAGCAAAAUAGUGUAUAUACUGUACUACAUGAAGUAUAUUAUUUGCUUGUUUGCAAAGUGUAUUGGUCAUAGAUUGACUAAAUACUGUAAAAUGGCUGUUGGUUUGAUUUCCAGCCUUAUUCUUAUCUAUGCAUUAUGUAUGAGAUUACUGAAAUAUCAAAUUCAACUUACACACAAUUGAUGUUCAUAAAUAUUAAAUUUUUGUUAUGCAAAGGGAGUCACACUGAAAAUAGUUUUUUUCAAGGAAAUUUAUUAGCCUAUGCUGUAAAGAAAC
Molecule: messenger RNA, 4068 nt
Organism: Myxocyprinus asiaticus (Chinese sucker)
Lineage: Eukaryota; Metazoa; Chordata; Actinopteri; Cypriniformes; Catostomidae
Product: extended synaptotagmin-2-like
Exons: 23
Coding region: 390-2918 (842 amino acids)
Biological process (GO): lipid transport
Molecular function (GO): lipid binding
Source: RefSeq, a predicted model, not a curated record